Carassius gibelio (silver crucian carp) is the source of this 3034-nucleotide messenger RNA. RefSeq names its product ras-related protein Rap-2a. The transcript has 2 exons. Gene Ontology annotation, molecular function: GDP binding; GTP binding; GTPase activity. The record is from RefSeq and is a predicted model, not a curated record. Lineage: Eukaryota; Metazoa; Chordata; Actinopteri; Cypriniformes; Cyprinidae. The coding region runs from base 462 to 1013 and encodes 183 amino acids. Gene Ontology annotation, cellular component: plasma membrane. Gene Ontology annotation, biological process: negative regulation of cell migration; Rap protein signal transduction.
ACUCGGACUUCACAACAGUGGAGCGGCGCAGUGGAGGAUCCCCACCCGUGAGCAUGGCGGUGUGCUAGUGUAUAAAUGAAGACCGGAGAGAGCAGAAGGAGACGGAAAACACUAGCAUGCGCCCCGAUCGCUUCACGCAAUCAGAUUUUAACGCACCGAUGCCAGAGGCAGUCCGUUGGGUUUCUCCAUGCAGUCUUCGUUUACUUCUAUAGGAUGGUGAGCUGAGCAGAUAAAAAGCACAAGUUAUUGACGGUUGCAUCUAUCCAGUCGUUCCCCGGUGUGAGUUAUAUGCGCGCGCGGGCCGCCGGUGCUCCAUGAUCAUGAAGCGCUGCAGCUACGGGAAGCGAGAAGUGUUUAUGUCCGUGGACAGACCCGUUUAAACGCCCUAAACAUGAAUGCCAUUGUCAUGUCGAGUGCCGUGUGAGUUUAUUUUGAUUCUGUGAGCCGUUCAGACCUGAGAGAUGCGUGAGUAUAAAGUGGUGGUCCUCGGGAGCGGCGGGGUUGGGAAAUCCGCCCUCACCGUGCAGUUCGUCACCGGGACGUUUAUUGAGAAGUACGACCCGACCAUCGAGGAUUUCUACCGUAAGGAGAUCGAGGUGGACUCGUCGCCGUCGGUGCUGGAGAUCCUGGACACGGCGGGCACGGAGCAGUUCGCGUCCAUGCGGGACCUGUACAUCAAAAACGGGCAGGGCUUCAUCCUGGUCUACAGUCUGGUGAACCAGCAGAGCUUCCAGGACAUCAAGCCCAUGAGAGACCAGAUCAUCCGAGUCAAGAGGUACGAGAAGGUCCCGGUGAUCCUGGUGGGGAAUAAGGUGGAUCUGGAGGGCGAGCGGGAGGUGUCUGUGAGGGAGGGACAGGCGCUGGCCGAGGAGUGGGGAUGUCCCUUCAUCGAGACGUCUGCCAAGAGCAAGACCAUGGUGGACGAACUCUUUGCCGAGAUCGUGCGGCAGAUGGACUACGCGGCACAGCCGGAUAAAGAUGAUCCGUGCUGCUCCUCCUGCAAUAUACAAUAACCCCCAACACACACGGAGAACUCCCAUUACACUAGCUCUGAGAGACCUUCUAGUGUCUUCAGUCAUCAUGCUGUGUCUGCAGACUGACAGUAACUCUGAGGAUUACUUUUUCCUGUCACUUUAAAUCCUGACUGACUCAACCACAGGAAGAGCACUUGCCUUCGGUUUCACACUUCCUGUUUGAGCAGGAUCCUUCAUUGGGAAUGAGUUGGACUUUUAUGUUUUAUGGUAUUGUUGACUUUAUCUGAAUUUGUCACCAGGUCAGAGAGAGACAAAAUAAGAGGGUUCUUAGCCAUAUGCUUGAUAUAGCCAUAUAAUCAUUUAUUGAAGACUUUAUAAAUGUCCAUUUACUUGGGAAUAAAUCCCUCAAAAUCUUCAUUUUUUUAUUGAUUUCUCUUCUAAAACACAUAUAGGUAGAAUAACAGUCAGGUGACUUCAGCUUUGUUCCUAACUAGACAGAAUAAAAGCCCAAACUAAUUAAGCCUCGUUCAGACUGUCAGCCCAAAUCUGAUUUUGUGUAUAUCCGGAUGAAUAACUGACUCUCCACACAGUGUAUUGCAACUGUUCAUAUAUGAUUUGUGUUUCCGUCAUAUUAUAGAUCAGUGGUGUCCAUAAGCGCUCUUUCGCUUUAUGGAAUAUGUGGUUUCUGUGGCAAUGCCGUUGUGCUGUUAUGCCAAUGCUAAAAACAAUAAAAGCAAUACAGUUUGCUAUAGCCUAUAUUUGCCAUCACGCUGGAUUAUUAUUAUUAUUAUGGAUUUAAUUUUAUGAGGCAGCAGCAGAAAACACAGGAAAAAGAGGUGCGUAUCCUAGCAGUAUAUGAUCUUUCAUCUUGACUUGCAGUUCGCAACAACACAAGCUUGUUUCUGUAAACAGAAACGUUUGACUUUUUUAUGUUUUUACGAUGCGUGAAAAGGUAAAAAAGCUAGGCUAAAUCCGAUCUGACCGGUCAGACUGAAGCGGAUUUCCAGGAAUGUGAUUUGAAUCGGAUUCCAAACCACAUAUAAAUGUAGCUCGAAACAGAUUUGCACAAAUCGGAUUUCAUGUAGUUCAUUUCCGUUCAGACUAUUUAAAUAUGAUCUGAUUUCAAUCGGAUUUACACAAAAUUCAGAUUUGGGCUGACAGUCCCAGAAUGCAUUGCGGUGAGCUCUAUGAACAAUUCGUCCAAGGUGGUGGAUGAGAUUAUUUUGAAUUCUUGGAUUUUAUUUCACCUCUUAAUAUUUUGCUGAAAAUGGUCAAAUCUAUUUUUUCUUUUUUAAAUAUGUGUGUGUUCUAUGCAUUUGUAGCGCAGUUGCUUCACAUAAGCAGCAGUGUUUGUGUGAUGCACAGUAGGGCUGAACGAUUCAUCAGAAUAAAAUCAAAAUCACUUUAUGGUUUUGUGCAGUUGUGGAAUUACGAAGGUUGCAGUUUAAUUACAUAAAUAUACAUGGCGCAUCUUUCCGAAUUCCACCAUGUCAGCUUCAGGAACUCUCAACUGUGUUUUUCCAAGUGUCAAGAGACUUUUUAUUGCACUUUUUUGCAAGCAGGAAUGUUAACUUUCCAAGUGAAUGGAAUGCAGCAUGAGCUCCUGUCUCUGAUUGGACGGCUCACGCGGGACAGGGACGUAUCGUCCUCCACAUCUGGACACAGAGAACGUCUGUUCAUUUAGGAUCUUGUAUGGCUCUGUAGGACUCUUCUCUAUUUCUGUCUCUCUCUGGUUGAUCACCCUCUUUCUCACGUAUCUCUUCAAUAUCUCAGCCCCUUUCUGCACUCGUUCUCUAUUCUGUCAUGCUCGUGUGGGUCAUUGAUGCUGACGAUGAUGGCUAUUGGUUGACUGAUUAUGCAUUAGUACAGAGUUUGCCAGUUUUUGUUGGUAUCCUCCUCUUGGCUGAUUAUGGAGGUGUGUGAGUGUGUGUGUUUGAAUAGAGAGCUCUGAGUCUGUAUUGAUUUUAUAUUUUGUAUGUGGACCUGUGCUCAACUCUUCUGAAUGACUGAAUGGUGACACUUUUUUUUUGGCACCUAAAUAAAGUGCAUCUGACACUGCA